GACUUGUAAGGACUCAUUGUGUCUCGCGAUAGUUGCGCCACCUUAAAAUCAUCGGUCCCCGCUACGCAAGGCCUCUUUCAGUUGGAUCGGAGACAAAAUGUCCCACCGCAAGUUUUCGGCUCCGCGCCACGGCUCUCUGGGCUUCUUGCCUCGCAAGAGGAGUUGCCGUCACCGGGGUAAGGUCAAGAGCUUCCCCAAGGACGACCCGAGCAAGCCGGUCCAUCUGACCGCCUUCCUGGGUUACAAGGCCGGCAUGACUCACAUCGUCCGCGAAGUAGACAGACCUGGAUCAAAGGUGAACAAGAAGGAGGUGGUGGAAGCAGUCACCAUCGUGGAGACUCCCCCCAUGAUUGUGGUCGGCAUAGUGGGUUAUGUGAGCACCCCCCGCGGCCUGCGCUCCUUCAAGACAGUUUUUGCUGAGCACAUGAGCGACGAGUGCAAGAGGCGGUUCUACAAGAACUGGUACAAAUCCAAGAAGAAGGCCUUCACCAAGUACAGCAAGAAGUGGCAGGAUGAGGAGGGCAAGAAGCAGCUGGAGAAGGACUUUGCCUCCAUGAAGAAGUACUGCCAGGUCAUUCGCGUCGUUGCGCACACACAGAUGCGUCUGCUACCUCUGAAGCAGAAGAAGUCGCACCUGAUGGAGGUGCAGCUCAACGGCGGCUCCGUCGCCGAUAAGGUGGACUGGGCCCGCGAGAAGCUGGAGCAGGCCGUGCCUGUUGCCAACGUCUUCACCCAGGACGAGAUGAUCGACGUCAUCGGGGUCACCAAGGGACACGGAUACAAAGGUGUGACCAGCCGUUGGCACACCAAGAAGCUGCCUCGCAAGACCCAUCGCGGUCUGCGCAAGGUUGCCUGCAUCGGCGCCUGGCAUCCUGCUCGCGUGGCCUUCUCUGUGGCCCGCGCCGGUCAGAAGGGUUACCACCACCGGACCGAGAUCAACAAGAAGAUCUACAAGAUCGGUCAGGGCUACCACCAGAAGGACGGCAAGCUGGUGAAGAACAACGCCUCCACAGACUAUGACCUGUCCAACAAGAGCAUCAACCCUCUGGGUGGAUUUGUCCACUAUGGAGAAGUCACCAAUGACUUUGUCAUGGUCAAAGGGUGUGUGAUUGGAACCAAGAAGAGAGUUCUCACCCUCCGCAAGUCUCUGCUGGUCCAGACAAACCGUCGCGCUUUGGAGAAGAUCGACUUGAAGUUCAUCGACACCACCUCCAAGUUCGGUCACGGCCGCUUCCAGACUUUGGAGGAGAAGAAGGCCUUCAUGGGACCCCUCAAGAAGGACCGCCUCAUCAAGGAGGAGACUGCCUGAA
Molecule: messenger RNA, 1310 nt
Organism: Hippocampus zosterae (dwarf seahorse)
Lineage: Eukaryota; Metazoa; Chordata; Actinopteri; Syngnathiformes; Syngnathidae
Gene: rpl3
Product: ribosomal protein L3
Exons: 10
Coding region: 98-1309 (403 amino acids)
Biological process (GO): translation; ribosomal large subunit assembly
Cellular component (GO): ribosome; cytosolic large ribosomal subunit
Molecular function (GO): RNA binding; structural constituent of ribosome
Source: RefSeq, a predicted model, not a curated record